This is a messenger RNA of Daktulosphaira vitifoliae (grape phylloxera), 2882 nucleotides long. RefSeq names its product glucose-6-phosphate exchanger SLC37A2 (gene MFS16). Gene Ontology annotation, cellular component: membrane. The record is from RefSeq and is a predicted model, not a curated record. Gene Ontology annotation, molecular function: transmembrane transporter activity. Lineage: Eukaryota; Metazoa; Arthropoda; Insecta; Hemiptera; Phylloxeridae. The transcript has 14 exons. The coding region runs from base 577 to 2238 and encodes 553 amino acids. Gene Ontology annotation, biological process: transmembrane transport.
UACUAGAGCAGUUAGUUGGCGACCACCGUUGUAGUUGCAACCGUUACCGUCGUGUUGCGCAUUACCGUGACACUAUCACGUUUAGCGCACCGAUACACGUUUAUUAAACCGUCGCCGCUGAUACGAUUCGUUGACUACUGAUAACGACACCGUGCUUCCCACAUGAUGACAAAUUAGGAACUUGUCCGAUACUCGUUUAAACGGCCUGAAAGUUUUAACUUUUUUUUUAACAAUUAUUAUUUUUUAAUUAUUUUUUAAGUUUUUUUUACACAGUGUAUAAUUUUUAUUGUAAAUACUACCACUUAAUCUAACCGUAGUAAUUUUAUCUAUUACAUUUAUACUAUGAUUUUAUUGGAAUAGUAAAAUAAUUAUUUCUACUAGUUUUAAAUGAUUAUUUUGUCAAGUAUAACUGUCUAACUUUCACUGCUAAUUGAGUAUCCAAGAACUAGAAGGAAAAAUUAUGGUGUUAUUUAAAGUUUCGCGUUGUCGUUUUAGUUGAUUGAAAAUAAACUUACAUUAUUGACAAAUACCUAAAACUACUGUUAAAUAUACUUGUUUUAUUAUCAAAAAUCAAAUAUGUCUUCUACAUCGCCAGUUAGUACAGAUGCUCCUUUUGGAGUGCAAAUAUUACAGAAAUUAUCUUCUAAAUACCCUUGUAUGAAUCAAAUAACUGACAGAAAUAAUUUGUAUAAAUAUAGUGUUUUGUUUCUAACAUUCAUUACAUAUGUUGCUUAUCAUGCUUCAAGAAAGCCAAUUAGUGUUGUUAAAAUUGUUUUAUAUCAAAACUGUUCUGAAAUUACUCCUCCAGCUGGUAUUAAUACUACCGAUCCAGACUGGUGUAAUUGGUUACCAUUUAAUGAAGAGAAUCACACAGCUUUAUUUGGUACUUUAGAUUCAGCGUUUCUUUUUGCAUAUGCUAUUUCAAUGUUUUUCAGUGGAUUAAUUGGUGAGCGAGUUAAUAUACGAAUUUUCUUAACCGUUGGAAUGAUUAUGUCUGGUGUUGCAUGUUCAAUGUUUGGAUUAGCUCACUAUUACAACAUUCAUUCUAUGUGGUAUUUUAUUGCUGUUCAGAUAUUUGGUGGCAUUUCACAAACAACUGGUUGGCCAGGUGUUGUAACAGCUAUGGGUAAUUGGUUUGGCAAAGGAAAUCGAGGAUUUAUUUUUGGUAUUUGGAAUUCACAUACAUCAAUUGGAAAUAUAGUUGGUACAUUAUUAGCUAGUUUUUAUGUUGAAUCUAACUGGGGAUUGUCAUUUAUUGUUCCGGGUGUGUUGAUAUUUUCUUGUGGAAUAUUGAACUAUUUGUUUCUUGUUGCCCAUCCAACAGAUGUAAAUUGUACACAUAUGAAAGAAACCACUCAAAACGAACAUAAGAACUUAGAGAGAAAUGGAGUACGAAGACAAUCUUUAAGACACGAUUGUACAGUAGCUGAAGAGAAUGAAAUAUUAAAAGGCAGUUCAGAAGAGAAAAAACCCAGCAUCCUCCCGCCUCAAGAGGUGUCUGUACCUCUUGGCGACCUAUCACCUAAGGAGUUGUCGUUGUUACCUUCUCACAAGGAUGAAACUAAAGAAAGAGCUGAAGGCAGUCCUAUUCUAUCACCAUCUAAUAGCUCAAAGAGAGCUGUAGGUUUUAUCGGUGCUAUAAAAAUUCCUGGUGUAGUAGAAUUUUCUAUGUGCUUAUUUUUUGCAAAACUGGUUAGUUAUACGUUCCUUUAUUGGCUACCAAACUACAUCAAGAAUUCUUCUACAUAUAGCCCAUCUGAAAGUGCUGAUUUAUCAACACUUUUCGAUUUUGGUGGUAUUUUUGGUGGAAUAGCUGCUGGAAUAUUUAGUGACAUGUUUGGAAAAAGUGCGUGUACUUGUGCGGUUAUGCUUUUAAUGGCCAUACCUGCUUUAUACACUUAUAAUUUAUUAUCAUCAAUGAAUUUGUUCAUAAAUAUUUCACUAUUGCUGGUCGCGGGUGCUUUAGUAAAUGGACCGUAUGCUUUAAUUACUACAGCAGUAUCAGCUGAACUUGGAACACAUAGUUCUUUAAAAGGCAAUGCAAAAGCAUUAGCCACUGUAACAUCAAUCAUUGACGGGACAGGUUCAAUAGGGGCUGCCGUUGGACCCCUGUUAGCUGCUUACAUAUCAAGUUUAUUUGGCUGGACUAGUGUAUUUUAUAUGCUAAUGGGAUCCAAUGUCCUUGCAAUUCUUUUGCUGACACGAUUAGUCAAACGAGAGAUUCAAAACAUUGCUUAAUAGAUGUAUAAAAAAAACCACAUUAAAAAAGACUUACUUGAUUACUAAUAAAUGUAAAAUAAAAUGUAUUUAAAAUGUAUACUUUUGCACACAUAUGUUAUAAACACAUAAUAUGUUUUGUGUUAAUAUGUUGUGCACUAUUUAGAAAUAAUGCAAAUAGAAAUUGAUCAUCAAUUUCAUAAAAUUACAUGUUAUUGUGAAAGGGUUUAUUAUUAGAUAAUCUAUUACAAUGUUGAUGUACGCAUUUGAUAUUUAUUUACAUUAAAUGUUAAGUUCUUCGUUCCAUUUUUAUCUUUAGCGCUUUUUGUAUCAUGUAUAUUUUUAUUACUCUCAUUUUACAUACCUCUUUUUUCUUUUAUGUUAAUAAUUUUUCUUCCAUUUACAAGCAGCUAUCAAUUUUAUUAAAGCUGAUUGAACAACAACUAGCUAUUGAAUGUUUAACAUAUAAGUUAAUUUAAAACUGAAUAUCUGUGAUUUUCUGUAACUUUUCCAAACUGCCUAAUUGGAAUGAAUAUUAAUAAAAAUUGUAAUGUUAUGCUUUAUGUGACAUAUCAUUAAAUUAAUUUAUAUAAUGACUAGAGUUAAAUAAAAAUAUAUAUAUAUUUAGUUAUAUUUUCAAAAUAAACUGUAUAUUUCAUUAUUUA